AUGCCCACGGUCAACUGGUAUGCGUCCAAGGUCGUCGUUGUCGCGUCAGCCUUCCUGCUUGGCAGCUUCUUCGUGCACUGGCUCGCGGACCACAGCCUGAUCUGGCAGGGCACGGAGAUGCCGUCACACGCAGUCGAGACGUCCCUCCGGUAUUACUCGAUGCUGUACCACGCACCACCGUACUAUGGCGCAGUAUUGGCGGGACUCGCGCUCGCGGCACUCGGAGCGACAGUCGUCAAGCUCGUCAUAAACCCCGUCCAGGGCCUCUUGUUCGAGGGCGCGACGUUCGUCCUCCUCUCGUCCGCCAUGGCCGUCUACACCUCGAACGUCCUCGCCGCGCUCCGCUACCUCCCCCUCGACCAGCUCAAACCGGGCAACAGGAUCCCCUCUUCCAUCCUCUCCGCCUCGCCUUUCAACAAUCUCAGCCAGGUCAGGCUCGUCGAGGCGUUGCAGAGUGUUGCGGCGAGCCAUAUGAUUAUUGCGGUCUCCCUCACCGGCGUCCUCGCCCUUCAAGGCGCCCAAGGCUGGGCCGAACGACCCACCUCGGCCGCUCUCCCUAUCAAACCCGCAGCUGGCGUCGUAACCGCCACGCAGACUGCGCCCAUCCCAGUGCAUGGCGAGAAGGUGCCGGAGAAGGGGUUGCAUGAGACGUAG
Rhodotorula toruloides NP11 is the source of this 654-nucleotide messenger RNA. RefSeq names its product Shr3 amino acid permease chaperone. Gene Ontology annotation, biological process: endoplasmic reticulum to Golgi vesicle-mediated transport. The transcript has 4 exons. Bases 1 to 654 code for a protein of 217 amino acids. Gene Ontology annotation, cellular component: endoplasmic reticulum membrane. The record is from RefSeq and is a predicted model, not a curated record. Lineage: Eukaryota; Fungi; Basidiomycota; Microbotryomycetes; Sporidiobolales; Sporidiobolaceae.